GAUGUUGUGGUUGUCCAUGCCGCCGACACCUCUCUGACUGUUAUCUUAUGCAGAAGACCGACGGGGAGAGCUCUCCACGCAUGGAGUUGAGCUCGGACCCGGUGGUGGCAACGCUGGAGAUGUCGCAGGUCCAAAGCAAAGACGAUGAGCCCUUUCAUAUUGAAGGCGACUACGAGAGCUUGCCACCUCAUGUCUCAGUGACGACCCACAUGACAGCAGGAGCCGUGGCUGGCAUACUGGAGCACACGGUGAUGUACCCCGUGGACUCUGUCAAGACAAGGAUGCAGAGUCUGCAGCCUGACCCAAAUGCACAGUACAGGGGUGUGUAUCAGGCUCUGAGAAGGAUCAUUCAGACAGAGGGGAUCUUCAGACCGCUGAGGGGCCUCAACAUCACCAUGAUGGGAGCGGGACCCGCACAUGCACUCUAUUUCGCCUGCUAUGAACGGGUCAAACGCUCACUAAGUGACGUCAUUCAGAGUGGAGGCAACAGCCAUUUAGCCAACGGCUUGGCAGGUAGUGUGGCCACUGUUCUCCAUGAUGCAGUCAUGAAUCCAGCUGAAGUGGUAAAACAGAGGAUGCAAAUGUACAACUCGCCAUAUCGAGGACUUUGGGACUGUCUUCAAACAGUAACGCGCACUGAAGGUUUGGGGGCUUUCUACCGCAGCUACAGCACACAGCUGACCAUGAACAUCCCAUUCCAGGCCGUUCACUUCAUCACCUACGAGCUGAUGCAGGAACAGUUAAACCCCCAAAGACAUUACAACCCAGGCAGCCACAUAGUGUCAGGAGCAGCAGCAGGAGCUAUUUCUGCAGCAGUAACCACUCCACUUGACGUAUGUAAAACUCUCCUCAACACACAAGAGAAUGUAGCGCUCAACUCCAUGAACAUCAGCGGCCACUUAUCGGGAAUGGCCAACGCCUUCAGGACAGUGUACCGGCUCGGUGGUCUGCCGGCCUUUUUUAAAGGGGCUCAAGCUCGGAUUAUAUACCAGAUGCCCUCCACUGCCAUCGCCUGGUCAGUGUACGAGUUCUUCAAGUACUUUCUGACAAAGCAACAGCUAGAACAGGAGUCAGGACCUGGACCGAUGUAAUGGAAAGUGUGUCGGAGCAAACCACACCUCGACUGACAGAAGAAGACUUUGAGCUCACUGUGUGCUGAUUGAGGAAAUGACAUCACUUAUUGUCUCACAGGGAAGUGAUCAUGGUGGUAGAGCGGCAGAUAAUGGCUCUCCUUAUUGUUCCCGUACCUAAAUCUGUGUGUGUCUUCAAGUCAAGACGCGGUUGCACAACCAGGAUAUGCAACAGAGACGACUGUUCUUAAAAGGACACGUAAUUACACGUAGAAAAAGUUGAAUGGUCGUCUUCUUCCUCUUUCACUCCACAAACAUCAACCGCAACUCUCCAAACUUUUUCUACAUGUGGAGACCUUUAUAGUUAAGUUGUCUUGAAUGAUGUUUAUAGUUCUUAAUAUUGGAUUUUUUUAUUUAUUUUGUUAGCUUUCCAAGGCUUGAUUUUUUUUUUCAGAUGCGCAAGAAACACAAUGCUGUUUGUUUGUUUUUAUUUCAUUGUAUAUUUAUAUAAGAAAAACAUUAGAACACAUUCCCAAUUUUUUCACUCCACGGCGAACGGAACAGUUUUGCUUUCCAAGUGCCUCAUAAAUAUUAAACGCUGCUGCACACUUUUCUUUCUGUUUCGCCAUUUUGACAGAGAAUAUCAUCACUUCCAGUUUCAUUUUCUUGUCCAAAUUCUGGCAUAGAAGCAUACUUCUCUGUUAUAAGAUUAAAACAUUUUAGUAGCUCUUUAUGUCAUUACUGGUUAACCUGAACUUGCUAAAGUUUUGGUUAUUUCAGGUAUUAUUUCUACAUUAAACGUUCAAAAGCCAUUCAGCAGCAAUUCUAUUCUGUUUCCCUCUGAGAGACUCUCUUUCCUCUCUCAGUAUAACGAUGUGUAGACUGAUAUAGUCCAGUUAUUUGCCUUGUUGAAGCAAACAAUGCUCCUGAAUCACGCACAAUAUUAGUCUCAAUAAAAAAAAGCAUAGCAAGAAGGCAGCUUGUUUAUACGUAUUCAAAAACGUGAAUAUAUUUUGAGAGUGACGUUUUCUGAGAAACCUCAUGAUGCAGAGUCAAAGGUGGAUCAAAUAAGACUGUUACUUUGGAUGGAGGCCAUGUCUCAGCCUUCAUUUCCAUUUGUACUGGUGUGAUGUUUUGCUUUUGAGUGGCCUGUUUUGCUGAUGAGUGUCAUAUUGACCUUGAACCUAAAGGUUGUAGACUGUAUAAAAUAUUUUCAGAGUAUACGUUUGACUGAAACUGAGACUUUCUAUGAUCCAAAUGUAAUGUCGGAACUUUUUAUUUUCAGUUGUUGAAACUGAAGGCACUCUUUGUUACCAUGAGACCAGUAAAAAGCCUGAUCAAAUCAGCUUCUGAGCAGGCAGUGCUAUUUCUUUUAUUUUCACUCAUCCUGUUGUAGUUUCACAUUUCCUGUGCACUCACUGCUCGCUCCAGCUUCUUGACUAUUUUCCACUCAGUAGUCAAGACAUUCCUUUCAGAUAUUGAUGUAAUCCAGCAAGCAGCCCAAUUUAUUUGUUUUUAAUUAUGGAGGGUUUUUCCCCCUUUUGGUGCAGUUCAGAGAGUUCAUCAGAUUCCAGUGGUCUCACAAACCCUUUAAGCAACAGAGUCAUUGUGCGUGUACAGUAGGGUAAUUGUUAAUAUACCAAAGACAUGCAUUGUAUUCUAUGCAUCUUACAUUUCACCUGUAGUAAUGAUGCUAUUUGUCUGCCUGCUGUAAAAUUGUCAUGCCACAUUUAGUGUGAAAUUGCCUUAUCACUUGAAUUCUAACUUAUUUUCUGUAUGUUAAUCGGUCUCAGCAUUUUAAUUUUACCCUUAAUUACAACAUUUACAUGCACAAAACAUGCCCUUAUUCUGAAAAAGACUGCAUUCUUACUAAUGCGUUUACAUGGCUAAUGGCAAUGACUAUUCCACUUAUAUUCCUGUUUACCUGCAGCCGUGCAUACUCUGAUUAAUGUAAUACCUUGUCUAUCAUGUCAAAAUAUGGUAAAUUUAAAUGGCUGAGUGGAGUUUUCCACUGGUGGUGGACUUGUUCCACUGUUCAAACACAGCCUCCCUUUAUCAUUCCUUCAACCGUAAACUGUUGAUCUCCAGCUCUCUCAUGUUCUGAAAGAAGCGUGAUUUUAUAUUCUGAAUGCACUUUACAGUGUGCAAAGAAUGCUCCUAAAACCCAAUAAUAUCGCAUAUCUAAUGUCUUGAUUAGGAAAAUGUUAUAUUCAGAAUAAGGCCUAAUUUUGAAUACCCUGUCAAGAAAUUCUGUUUACACAACCUGUGUUAAAUUCAGAAUAUUGUCAUAUUUGGAAUAAUAAGUGGAAUAUUAGUGUGCAUGUAAACAUAAUUUACUACUAAACUUGAAAAAAAAGCAGUUAAAAUAUAUGAAAUAUGUUAUUGUGAAUAUUUUGGAAAGCUUCCUAUACGUAUGUUUGGAAAAAUAUGGCGACCUAAUUUUGUUUGACUGAUCAGUCUGCUUAGAUUAUAUAAACAACGUGUAUGAAAUAUAGUUUGCACAUGUGUUACAGAUAACACAUGAAUGGAUUAAAUGUGUUCUCAGCUUGAAUAUAAAAGUGGCUUAAUAAGCAAAGAUUUGUUAUGUUUGACUCUAACCUAAAUGUAAUCACAGUUAGGUUAGUUUGUUACCCACAUUGUGUUUUUUUCUUCAGUUGGAUCUACUGACAAAACUCCUCUGACUUUAAAUGAAUCAUACCCUGCUUGCUGUUUCUCAUCAUUCCUUUGAGGUGUUGAUUCAUAAUAGUGAAUCAUAAUUCUGAAACUGUGCUGCAACACCUGUGUCCAAGUACUAUUAAUGUGUCAAAAUAGUCUUUCUAAUAGAUGCUUACAUUUUAAAGAAGACAGGAGAGCUCAUAUUCUUUAUGGGCAUCUCCAUAUUGUAAAUAGUUUUACGCUAACUACGCACAAAUGAUUGAAAUGGGAGUUGGGGUGAUUUUUGAAAGAGUGCCAUCUCCUGAACAGGAAAGCUUGGAAGUAUGACCAUGCAAAUAUGAAAUGAUUGUGAUAAUGCUGCUACAGUAUGUAACACUGGAGCUGAAAUAAACAUGCAAGUGAGGAA
Centropristis striata (black sea bass) is the source of this 4131-nucleotide messenger RNA. RefSeq names its product solute carrier family 25 member 37 (gene slc25a37). Lineage: Eukaryota; Metazoa; Chordata; Actinopteri; Perciformes; Serranidae. Gene Ontology annotation, cellular component: mitochondrial membrane. Gene Ontology annotation, biological process: iron import into the mitochondrion. Gene Ontology annotation, molecular function: ferrous iron transmembrane transporter activity. The record is from RefSeq and is a predicted model, not a curated record. The transcript has 4 exons. The coding region runs from base 48 to 1091 and encodes 347 amino acids.